Clupea harengus (Atlantic herring) is the source of this 2232-nucleotide messenger RNA. It is a transcript of the gene tram1, whose product is annotated as translocation associated membrane protein 1. Lineage: Eukaryota; Metazoa; Chordata; Actinopteri; Clupeiformes; Clupeidae. The record is from RefSeq and is a predicted model, not a curated record. Gene Ontology annotation, cellular component: endoplasmic reticulum membrane. Gene Ontology annotation, biological process: SRP-dependent cotranslational protein targeting to membrane, translocation; protein insertion into ER membrane.
GUAAGAAGAAGAGAAAGUCGGUCUAUCCAUCUGGGCGAUCGUGCUUUCGAGGAGGUGGUCUGGAACGUUAUCUGACGGACGUGCGCGCUAGAUAUAAAUACUGGGGACGUGUUCACCGGUUUACAGUUGUUUUUUUUUGCUGCGGGAGGUUAAGUCAUAAGAAAGUGAAAUGGGGAUCCGAAAGAAGAAUAGCAAGAACCCUCCAGUUCUCAGCCAUGAGUUUGUCAUCCAGAAUCAUGCAGAUAUUGUUUCCUGUGUUGCUAUGGUGUUCCUUCUUGGGCUUAUGUUUGAGGUCACGUCAAAGGUUGCAGUUUUGUUCAUAACCGUCCAGUACAACGUCACCAUCUCAGCCAACGAGGGAUCCGAGGAGCCAGCAGUGAACUACUUCCACCAUGGCCUUAAGGACCUGGCCACUGUGUUCUUCUACAUGCUGGUGGCCAUCAUCAUGCACGCCAUUAUCCAGGAAUACGUGCUCGACAAGAUCAACAGGAAGAUGCACUUCUCCAAGACCAAGCACAGCAAAUUCAACGAGUCAGGACAGCUGAGUGCCUUCUACCUGUUCUCGUGCGGGUGGGGUGUCAGCAUCAUCCUCUCAGAGAACCUCCUGUCCAAUCCUGUGAGUCUAUGGGAAAGCUACCCCCACGCCCUAAUGCCGUUCCAGAUGAAGUUCUACUACAUCUGUCAACUGGGCUAUUGGUUGCACGUUCUCCCUGAACUCUACUUCCAGAAGAUCAAGAAAGAGGAUAUUCCCCGUCAGCUGGUGUACAUUAGUCUGUAUCUGGUCCACAUCGCAGGAGCAUACGUCUUAAACCUGAACCGCCUGGGCCUUGUCCUGUUGGUCCUACACUACCUUGUGGAGCUCCUCUUCCACGUGUCCCGCCUGGUGUACUUCAGCAACGAAGAGAGACAGAGAGGAUUCACAUUGUGGGCCGUCCUCUUCGUCCUUGCUCGUCUGCUGACCCUGUCCCUGUCCGUUCUCACUGUGGGCUUUGGCCUUGCUGGAGCUCAACAACAAGGCCUGGAUUUGGCCACAGGAAACUUCAAUGUGCUUGUUGUGCGGGUCACGGUGCUUGCCGCCAUCUGUGCCGCUCAGGCCUUCAUGAUGUGGAAGUUCAUCAACUUCCAGCUGCGCAGGUGGCGGGAACAGGCCCAGCUGCAUCAGAGCCUGAAGAAGAAACAGGCCCCAUCCAAAAGCAAGUCUAAAAACAAAGCUAACGGAGUUAAUGGAUCUGUCGGUGCCAAUGGGGCCGAUUCACCCAGAGCGCGGAAAGAGAAGUCCUCGUAAGCUGCGUGGCCCUCAACGGCGCCAUCCUGCGGGUGCUGUCCGGAGUCAGCCACUCAUUCCCACUCCCGUCAAGACCACCCCCACCCCACCCUGUGUAUUCCCCUUGACCAAGCUCCAAAGGGUCCAACCCAUUCCAUUCUGCUUUGUGUGCCGGAAGCCGUUCUACCACCUACUGCCCAAUACCCCACGCAAGACUCAUCAGUGCCAAAACAAACAAACAAACAAACUAACUAUUUACAGAGCUGUUUAAAACAGGAGCAGUUUAAAAGUGCCUAACUAGACCAACACUGCUGUGUGUUUUAGUGUGUUUUCCAUUUUAUAUUUAAAAUAAUCUGCUUUGGAUCCAAAUACUGUAUUUCAUGCUUUCCCCUUGAAUCUUUAUUUAUCAUGUCUUUUUUUGCAGCUUCCCCAUCAAGGCUUUAAACACUCUUAAGGGGUGGAUUUGCAUUGAAAUAUUCCUCUCUUGCAUUGAAUGACUGAAAGCAAAACAUUUUGUCUUGUGAGUCAUGGAGAAAAAACUUGUAUGUGCAAGCAUUGAUUCCCUAACUUUCAACCAGAACUGAAGCCAUGUAAGUGUUUAUAGUGGGGGUGAUGUAUUAUUACCAUAAUUAUUAUUAUUACGGACUAUUAUUAUUAAUUUGGGACACACAUUUCUUGAGAUUGACAUCUUGAAUUCCAUGUAAUUCCAUCUCUUGGCAUACAGCAGACCAAACAUCCAAUGUUUGACUUCCUUUUCUGAGUGGCCAUCUUGUGUACUUAUUGAAGGCAUUCUGUGAUGUCCUCAUGAUUGUGUCUAUGACCGGAUAUAAUAUUUAACUGUUGUGGCCAUGUUAAACACCUAGGCCAAACAUGGCUGGAUCUGGGACUGUGGAUGUUUGUAUUUCUCGGUUUAAAAUGACAAGAAGAAUAUAUUUUGUUGUAAAAACAAUAUAUUGUUUAUAAAUCAA